Molecule: messenger RNA, 923 nt
Organism: Lucilia cuprina (Australian sheep blowfly)
Lineage: Eukaryota; Metazoa; Arthropoda; Insecta; Diptera; Calliphoridae
Product: peritrophin-1-like
Exons: 4
Cellular component (GO): extracellular region
Molecular function (GO): chitin binding
Source: RefSeq, a predicted model, not a curated record
UUUUAUUUAAACCAUAUAGUUUCCUCAACACUGGCCCAACAAUUGAAACCAAAUCAAGAGGAUCCUUGUAAAGUUAAAGGUCGUGUCGUUGGUGAUGUUACAUAUUGUGACCGCUAUUGGGAGUGUGUCAAUAAUCAACCGGAAUUGUAUGAUUGUCCAAAUGGUCUUGUCUUUGCCGGUAAACAUCGCGGUGUUACGGAAGGCUGUGAUUAUCCAUGGCGUGCCAACUAUUGUGAGGAUAAGCAAUUAGCAAAUGGUCCCAUUUCCACAGAACAUUGCGACUGGUUGUAUGGUAUAUUUGGUCAUGAAACAUCAUGCACACGUUAUUGGACUUGUUGGAAUGGUACAGCAACAGAGCAGUUAUGUAUUGGUGGUUUACUCUACAAUGAGAACGCUCACAGCUGCGAUUGGCCUGAAAAUGUCGAUGGUUGUCAAAAACAUCCUCUUUGCAAUGAGGAUGCUAAUGGUAAUGUUCCUUUGGGUAAAUCAUGCAAUCGUUAUUGGCAAUGUCAGGGUGGUUAUCCACGUUUACAACGUUGCCCAGCCAUGCUUGUCUUCGAUAGGCAUUCAUUACGUUGCGUUGUGCCACCAACAGAAGAAUGUGAUAUCCCAACAACACCGACUCCUCUAGAUGGCGAUGGUGAAAAUAACAAUGUCAGCGGUGGUCAUUCAGCGAAAGAUGAACAGGAACGUAAGUUGGCCAAUGAAGGUGUACCACCAUUACCAUUACAAGGAAAAAACUUCCAAAGAGCCAGAAACUAAAAUUUUAAACACAAAAAAUAACAGCAACAAACAACUCAAACUUAAGGCUAUAGAAGGAAAAGGAAGUGGUCUUAGCAAACGCCCAAACAAAGGGAAAACUACAUUUACUACAAAUUUUCAUAAAAAAAAAAUAAAUAAAUUUAACAAAAAAUAAUAAAAUA